Neurospora tetraspora is the source of this 1252-nucleotide messenger RNA. Its product is annotated as P-loop containing nucleoside triphosphate hydrolase protein. The transcript is spliced from 2 exons. Gene Ontology annotation, molecular function: ATP binding; AMP kinase activity. The coding region runs from base 256 to 1077 and encodes 273 amino acids. NCBI's taxonomy places the organism in Eukaryota, Fungi, Ascomycota, Sordariomycetes, Sordariales, Sordariaceae. Gene Ontology annotation, cellular component: cytoplasm; mitochondrion. The record is from RefSeq and is a predicted model, not a curated record. Gene Ontology annotation, biological process: nucleobase-containing compound metabolic process.
CCAUGGAGUCAUCUUGAUUUGUGAGCGCCUGCGUACCACAGUACGCAAUUGCAUGCCACCGAUCAUCGCCCGUUCCCCGCAUCCGCGCUCGCAUCAACCCAACAUUGGGGCCACAAGUACCACCUCGGAACCUCUUUUUAUCUGCUGCCCGGGGGUUUUCCGUGUUCUCGUUGCCAGCUCCUUCCAUCUUCCUUCUUGCACGCAUUAACUCCAUCGCUCGCUCAAUCCACCUUCACGAGCACGACCUAACGGAAAAUGGCCCUACGGCGAGCUGCCCGCGUCAUCCUUGUUGGCGCGCCUGGUGUCGGAAAGGGAACACAGUCGGAACGCCUUCUUCAGCGGUUUCCUCAACUGUCCUCCAUCAGCUCGGGAGAUCUGCUUCGAUAUAAUGUCAAGCAACGGACUCCUCUCGGCAUCAAAGUGGAGAGUGUCAUGAAGUCCGGCGGUUUGGUAUCAGAUGACCUUAUCCUCCGCCUCAUUGGCAAUGAGCUCACCCAGCGCGGAUGGCUCAACUCGACUCACCCCGCCGGCAACGUUCUGACGCUUGCUUCCUCGGCCCUCAGCGCCGAGGGUGCACAGCCUUUCCAAGACGAUGCUGAAGUUGCAGCGUUCCUCUCCUCGCCAGCGCAAGCCCGUGGUUUCAUCCAGUCCCAGCUUUCCAAUGAUCCCACCCAUUCUUUCCUCCUGGACGGUUUCCCGCGCACGGCAACGCAGGCUAAGCGCCUGGAUGAGAUUAUCCCCAUCAACCUGGUCGUGUCCCUCAAGACGCCUGUCGACGUUAUCCUUGAGCGCAUUUCCGGACGCUGGGUCCACGAGCCGUCAGGCAGGGUUUACAACACCACGUUCAACGCACCCAAGGUUCCCGGUGUCGAUGACAUUACCGGCGAGCCCUUGGUCCGCAGGGCGGAUGAUGACGAGAAGGUUUACCUUGCGAGGUACAAGAAGUUCCAGGAAACAGCCGAGCCUCUUCUGGAUCAUUAUGCGCGCCAGGGAGUCCUUUGGGAGGUUGAGGGUAUGAGCAGCGACGAGAUCACACCAAAGCUCAUCACGGAAUUCGAGCGCCGCUUCGUCGAGUAGGACGGGCUGUGGCUAUGACGUUUGGGACCCCGGCACGUAGUAUGGGGCAACGAUCCUCGGCUGGCACGAAUGACAAGAGGGCUACUUGGGGCUGGUUAGAUGGCGUUUUGGCGUCUGGUUUGGGUGACUUCAUCGAGAGUCUUUUGGCUUUGAAGCAGGCGUUUUUUGGAGAACG